Molecule: messenger RNA, 3948 nt
Organism: Erythranthe guttata (spotted monkey flower)
Lineage: Eukaryota; Viridiplantae; Streptophyta; Magnoliopsida; Lamiales; Phrymaceae
Product: SNF2 domain-containing protein CLASSY 4
Biological process (GO): gene silencing by siRNA-directed DNA methylation
Molecular function (GO): ATP binding
Source: RefSeq, a predicted model, not a curated record
ACCAAGAAGAUUCCGCCGAGUUCUUGCAGAUAUAAAAUGAGGCCAAGAACUAGAAGUCAAUGGGAUGAGCACUACAGCAAUUUGAACAAUAAUAAGAAGAAGAGUAAUAUUAGUACUACUGCUAGUAGUAGUGGUGGAGUUAGCCGGAGAAGCAAUCGCCUCCGAAAUUCCCUUAAUUCCGAGCCUAUAAAUAAUAUCGAUCAAGAUUGUAUCUUCAUUUGCGAAGAGAGUACGACCUCGUUUGAUCGGGACAAAGUAAGUAAUUUGAGUGAUAUAAAUAAGAAGAAGUGUAGUACUACUAGUGGUGUUGAUUUGGAGGAGCCUAUAAGUAAUAUGGAUCAAGAUUUCAUUAUAAUUAGUGAGAAGAAUAGUAGUGAAGAUAAUUAUGUAAGUAAUUCCGAGAAAAGAUCAAGCGGAAGAAGGACUAGAAAUUCGGCCUCGUUCGAUCGGGAUUUUCGGGGGAAAAAUAUAGUAAAUGUGAGUGAUAGUGACAAUGUUUCGCAUAGUGACGAUGAUGAUGAUGUGAUUGAAUAUUUGGGGGAAAAGCUUUUCGGUAAUGGCUCUACUUCGAAAUUUUCGACAGAAAAAUCGAGAUCAGAAUCGGAUUCCAAGGCGGGAAAUCAAGAUGACGGGAUUUACUAUUUUAUUACAAAGAGAGAUAACGGCGGGAACAACAGUUUGGAUAGAAGCAAGGAUGUCGAUUUAGGGAAUAAUAGUUCGAGUGACGAUUCGGAUAAGUCGCUUGGUGAUUCGUCUUUGUCCGAAGACGAAUCGACUAGUGACGAUGAAGAAUCUUUGGAUGAUGAUUACAAAGUGGACGAGUCAACGGAUUCUGAACUGUCGGAUGAUUCACACUACGGCGUUGAUGAAAACGAGAAUCGAACCGAGGGAGAAGAGGAGAACUCCUUGAGUACGAUUGACAGCAAGAGAGAGAAAGACGACGAGAGUGACGAGGGCGAUAACCGUGGGAGUCGUUGUUCUAGAAGAAUCUCUAAAGAGGGACGAGAGAAAGAUGUGAUCUUUAUCGAUGCCGUGGAGAAAUCUCCGAUAAAAAAAAGUAUCAGUCAGAACAAAGAAAAUGAUGAUGUCAUCGUUGAGGGCUGUCGUGCAAUUACCCGUAGUAAGACAAAUGCUAAUGAUCGGAAAAAUGAGGCUGCGGUGAUUAGCAAUGAAAGUGAGAACGAGAGGUUUUCUCCCAGCAUCGGAAAUGGCGUUGGUUCCUCGACAGAAAAAUUGAAUAAGUUGAAGAAGAGAAAAGUUUCGAUUUUCGAAGAUUCCGAUACGGCGAAUGAAAACGCGGAUAUUAGUACAACUUCGGUAAAUAAUCUUCCAUCUUAUAGCUGUGGCGUUGGAGAAAAUGAUGAUGUCAUCGUUGAGGGCUGUCAUGCAAUUACCCGUAGUAGAAGUCGUAGUAAUAAGACAAGUGCUAAUAAUCCGGGAAACGAGGAUCUGGGGAUCAGCAUCGACAAUAUUGAGGAGGAGAUGCGUUGUCCAGGCAUCGACGAAUCGAAUAAGAGUGGUUUGAAGAAGACCAGAGCUUCGAUUUUCGAAGAUUCUGACAAAGCAAAUGACAAAGAUUCCGAGUCUCCGAACAAUGAAGUUUCCGGAAAGAAGAAGAAUCGCGCGGAAAGAAACAUUGAAUUAGUCAAGAUUUUGGUGGAGUCGAUUAAUUUAUUCAAGGGGCAAAACCGUCCGAUCGAAGAGAGUGGUUUUAUUCCACGAGAAAGACUUCCGACGAGGUUCCGGUUUGAGGAUGAGGUGGAGCCCACCGUAGAGAAAUCGGAGUGGGAGAAAGAGAUGGAUUCACUAUUCCAUGAUCUUGAAUUGGGGCUUCGUGGAUUAGACACGGAGCACGAUUCGUCUGAGAUGGAAAAUGAUGAUGUGGAGGAUAUCGAUACGAGUCUGGCAGCAUGUUGUCGUAGAGGAGAGCAUCAGCCGAUUCUUGAUGAACAGAUUGGAAUCGUUUGUAAAUACUGUGCUGCUCUGAUUUUGCAUAUAAAAUACGUCCUGCCACCUUUCUACACUCCACCACCGAGGAAACGAGAUAGGAAAGAUAUUGACGUCGAUUCGCCGAACUCCGACACCAAUCAAAUUCAUUUUCAAGACUCCGCCUAUCAUGGAGCAGCUCCUCCCGAUUCCACCAGCAGCCCUGCCGCCAAAGGUGGCGGCACCACCGUGUGGGAUUUGAUCCCGGGAGUUGAAAACGAGAUGUACCCGCACCAAAGAGAGGGAUUCGAGUUCAUAUGGAGGAACAUAGCUGGCUGCAUCGCCCUCGACAAGCUGCAGAAGCAGCCACUCACCGACAGCAGCGGCAAAGGCUGCAUCAUCUCGCACGCGCCUGGCACCGGCAAAACGAGACUGACGAUAGUGUUUCUCGCCUCGUUUCUGAAGCUUUACCCCAACUGCCGCCCCGUCAUCAUCGCCCCCAAAGGGAUGCUCCUCGCUUGGGAAUCGGAAUUCGUCAAGUGGAAAGUCGACAUUCCCUUCCACAACAUGAACAAGGAGGACAUGUCGGAAAACGAGAAAGCAUUCGCCUUCGAAAUCAUCGCACGACUUAGCGGCGGCGGUGGCGGCGGUGGAUUUAGCAGGGAACAAGUUCGGUGGCUGAAGCUGUGUCGGUGGAUGCAAGGCGGCAGCAUACUAGGAAUCAGCUACCAACUGUUCGAAAAACUCGCCGGAGAAAAUCGAGAAGGCGACGAAAACAAAAACGAGAAAAUGAGGGAGAUUCUUCUUCAAUACACAGACCUAUUAGUGCUCGACGAAGGCCACACACCCCGAAACAAGCAGAGCCGAAUAUGGAAGGCACUCACGAAAGUCUCGACGAAAAGAUGCAUUAUUUUAUCCGGUACGCCUUUCCAGAACAAUCUCACCGAGCUCUACAACACCAUCUGCCUCGUGAAUCCAAAUAUCUCGCCCUCUUGGUGUGGAAAUAGCAAAAAGACGAGCGUCGUCGAUAGAAAGAAAUGGAAAGCGAUGCUCGACCCGUUCGUCCACAUCCACAAAGGGACCAUACUCGAGGAAAGUCUACCCGGACUGAUGAACACGCUCGUCUUCUUGCACCCGACCGAGCUCCAGAAGAACCUUCUAGAAGCUUCCGCAAAAGAACGCAAGAUAUUCGCCCGUAUCCGCCUUGUGUCGAUGGUGUCCGUCCACCCCUCGCUCUUCCCGGAGAAGAGAAGAUCCGUCGCUCAGAAGAACAUUCUAGAAGACAUCGAAUCGGAUUUCGAAGCCGGGGUCAAAACGAAGUUCGUCGUGAAGCUAAUACACUUGGCCGAAGCGUUGAACGAACGUGUCCUGAUCUUCAGCCAGUACAUAGAUCCGUUAGUGUUCAUCAAGAACACGAUCAAGUCUCGUUUCUCGUGGAACGAAGGGAGAGAGAUACUAUACAUGGACGGUCAACUAGACGAGAGACAAAGGCAAGACUCAAUAUCGUCGUUCAACGACGAGCGGAGCGGGGCGAAGGUGCUGCUUGCGUCGGAGAGGGCUUGCUCGGAGGGGAUUAAUCUGGUGGGGGCGUCGAGGGUGGUGUUGCUCGAUACGGUGUGGAACCCUUCUGUCGAGAAGCAGGCGAUUAGUAGGGCUUACAGGAUUGGUCAGAAGAAGGUUGUUUACGUGUACCGUUUGUUUACGUCGGGGACUGAGGUUAGGCAGUAUUCGCAGCAGGCGUAUAAGGAGAGGAUUUCGGAGAUGAUAUUUGCUGACUUGGAUGAUGAUGACGUGGAUGGUAGAGAGAUGAAGAAGAAGAAGGAGAUGGUGCAUGAAGAUAAAGUGUUGGAUGCUAUGAUUGGGAUUGAGGGUUUUGGAGAUAUGUUUGAGAAGAUAAUACAUCAGCCUAAGGAAUCUGAUCUCAUUCAAUUGUUUGGUUUGGUUGAUUGUAACUGAAUUAACUGCUAAAGCAGAAAAUAUUUAAAUAAUAUUUUCACUUUAAUGUUCAUGUUGUUUCCAUUU